This is a messenger RNA of Drosophila hydei, 2920 nucleotides long. RefSeq lists its product as uncharacterized. The transcript has 3 exons. NCBI's taxonomy places the organism in Eukaryota, Metazoa, Arthropoda, Insecta, Diptera, Drosophilidae. The record is from RefSeq and is a predicted model, not a curated record. Gene Ontology annotation, cellular component: membrane. Bases 539 to 2077 code for a protein of 512 amino acids.
AGUAUAACGGUAUACGUCGGCGAUUGAAGAACGCAAACAGCUUGGAAACGACAAACCUCAAACACUCCUAAUUGGCAGCAGCCACACAAGUUUCCCUAACUGAAUUUCACUGCAAUCUGAAAGAAAAGUGCAACAUUUGACAUUUGUGGCAGCCGGUGCAAGUGUAGCAAGUAUUCAAAUAUCCGAGUGAACAGUGCCGAGAGUCCAAUUCCAUUCGAGGAAAUUGCAGAAAAUAAAGAAAAUAUUGCACGCCCACGCGAAUUUUGUGUCCAGCAGCUGCCUGCUAAUUGUAUGCCUGUUUGGGUGUGUGUAUUGGUGUGAAAAUCAAUAAACUCUAAAGGCUGAAAGGGCAACAGCAGCUAUGCACGGCUCACAUUAACACCGGCCAUAUGGUAACUAGUUGCCAAGUGUCUGCACAGAAGUGUUGAUUAAACUAAUCGAAAAAAAUAAAUAGAAAAACAAUUAAAUUGCUCAAAAACAAUUAAGCAGCAAUAAACAGUUAAGUCAGCGAGAGCGACCGAGUGAAAGAUACAACAAUAUGGCCAAGCGGAUGGAAAUAAGCUGCGCACUGAUUGCAAUACUCAUGUGCAGCAUAUUGGGUCACUGCGAGAUGUCCGUUUACCCAGGUCUGCGACGCCGACCUAUACAGCCCUCGGCCAUGGAGCCGCAGCGUUACGAACAGCUGAUGGAGGAUCAUGCUAGACGUCGACUGCAGCAGCAAUUCGAGCAGCAGUUGGAGCUCAUUAAUCAGCAGCUGUUGCGUCAGCGGCAAUUGCUUAAGAACGAACAGUAUCGUCGGCAGCAGGAGGAGGCCAAAGUGUUGGCUGAGAUGAAGAACGAUUACGACAGCAACAACAACUUGAAUAAUCAAUAUGAUCAAUACGACAAUGUGGAGGGCGAUGCGGCAUAUGGCAGUCCGUUGGAUACUGUGCCCGAUGUGAUGCGACCGCCGCUGCCCAAUUUCGAUAGCCUGGACAACAACUACAAUCGCAUUAAUCCUGCUCCGUCGCGUGGACGCAUCGCCUUUGCCGUCGGCCCCAACGAUGCGCGCUUCUUCGAUACGGCUAACGAUUUGUCUGGUGAGCUAGACUCGCGAGCAUUGGACGACUAUGAGGAGUACGCACCGGUACCGGAUUCCGGCUCCGAGGUGGUCACUGCCAAGAGCAAGCCCCAAUCAGCCGUGCAGUCCGCACCUAAGCCGGUGGAGCCGCCUAAGCUGCUGGACACGGCCAUUGCCAACUUCCAUCGCAUUAAGCCGCAGUCGGCAGCUGCUGCCGCCGUUGCCGGCGUCAAUCUGCCCCAGGCCAAAGAGUCGCCCAAUGAGAUAAAUGCGCUGAUUGAUAAGCUGCAAAAGCAAAGUAAAUCCCCGCAUUCGGCCUAUGCAGUCAACACAGCUGAUGCCAAUGAGCAGCUCGUGCUGCGUCAGCAUCUGGGCAUGAACAGCGAAAUGGGCGUCUACCUCGUGGCACUCAUCGCAGGUGUCAGUGCGGCGGUCACUGUGGGACUACUGGCGCUGGGCGUUACUUGGUUCCACAAUCGCAGCAAAGCCGCUGCAGAUGUCGACUAUCCAGCUUAUGGCGUAACCGGCCCCAACAAGGACGUCUCGCCGUCGUGCGAUCGCAAGCUGGCGCAGAGCGCUCAGAUGUAUCACUAUCAACACCAGAAGCAACAGAUCAUAGCCAUGGAGAACUGUCAGGCGACCGAUGGCAGCUGCGGCCUGUCCGACGUGGAGAGCGACGAUGACAACGAGGAGGGUGACUAUACUGUCUAUGAAUGCCCCGGCUUGGCGCCCACUGGCGAAAUGGAGGUCAAGAAUCCGCUCUUCCUGGACGAGACGCCGGCUACACCUGCCGCCAAUGUCAAUGCUAAUGCUGCAGCCAACAACAAUGCGAACAAUGCCGCUCCCAAUAACAAUAACAUUACGCAAGCCACGCCCCAGCAGCCGGCCACACAGAAGAAGGGCACGGUCAAGCCGAACAUGAAUCUGUUGAAUGCUGCGGCCAAUGCAGCUGCCGCUGCUGCUGCUAAAGCUUCCGCCAGCGAGGAGAAGAAGGAGAAGCGCAAGAGCAAGAAGUAAAGUGUGUGCGAAAGGGACAACUAACAGUCUCUCACUCCAUCUCUUUCUCUGUCUCUUGGCCUGGAUGGUUAAGUAGAACUGAUCCAUUUUGUCAGCCAACAGUUACACAUGAGACACACUCACACGCCCACACACACAGGUACGCGUUUGUACAUAACACACACACACACGAACACAAACACAGAUACGCGCGCGUUUGUAUAGAUUAUGUAUUCCUAAAGAAAGUCGCUGGAAUGAAAUUCCUCGGGUCAACAACUAGCUUGAACAGCACAAACAAAUCUCUCUUAGCUUCCUUCCCUCACUCUUGAGUGUAAGUCCUUAACUUAACUUAUUAUGUAUAUGCAUUAUGUAUCGUUAUCGUAUCGUAUCAUAAUCGAGUAUUGCUAUGAUGUAAGACCUGCAUAUAAUGUGACAUCCCCCCUCGCUGCCCCACUCCCGCCAUCCUUUGCAAUUGUUACCUGCUGUGUGCAUCGCAGUCGAGUUGAGUUGAGUCAAGUCGAGUCGAGCUAUUGCGCAGCAUUACGUGCUGUGUGCCUGUCAAUCAAAUGCAGAAAAUAUUGCACAAAAAACACAUUUAUAAUAAUCGAAGAGCCGCUCCCCCUCUCCCUACUUUGAUCCCCUCCAUAUGCAUCAUAUGCUACUGAUUCAAUUUAAAUACAAUCCAAAGAAUGUGUACUUAUUUAUAUUGUAUUGUAUUUUAACAUUUUAUUGAACUUUAUAUCAACACUAACAAGAAUCAAUUUAUGAGAAAAACAACUAUUUUAAAGUCUGCAUAUUGGCAUUGGAACAAGAAAAAAACAAAACAAAACAAAUAUUAAGUGAAGCAUAAAUUAUAUUAUAAUU